AUGUCUUUCGAUCGAGUUCUCCCCAAGCCCGCUGCUUUGCACUAUGACUCCCCUCAAGUUACUCUUCCCAGGCCGACCAGUAACCUCCUCGAGCACAAGAUCAUGAAUGAUAACGUCUCUAAGGUGUCCAUGCUGGACCGCCAUCUGGAGGGGGUUCCGGUGGGGAGUUCAUGUCGAUAUGCAGCCGAUGGAUUGCCUCAAGUCCAUCUCUCUUCCUUGAACCGGGCCAAAAUUGCUCUGAACAAGAUAGCCUCCAAUGCUCCCAUCGAGCCGCCAAAGCCCGCGGCUCCUUUGGCAGCAAAGAGCAUCCCGUUCCGAGAACGGUCCUCGGUAUCAGAACGCUCCUCAUCCUCAAGUCCUGUCAAGUCAGCUGCUUCUAGGGAGUCCGUGACACAAUUUUGUUUGUGUCAGCCAGACCCGAAAAUUCCAAGACCUCGGAAUGCUUUCAUCCUGUAUCGUCAGCACUAUCAAGCGGCGGUGGUCGCGCAGAAUCCGGGUCUUGCUAACCCCGAUAUAUCAAAAAUUAUCGGCGAGCAAUGGAGACGGCUUCCUCAAGAGACAAAGGAUGAAUGGAAAGCCUUAGCAGAGGAAGAGAAGGCUCGGCAUCAGCAGCAGUAUCCUGAGUAUCGGUAUCAGCCUCGGCGUUAUGGCAGGGACGGAAACCCCCGGGGUUCGAGUUCUGGCAUCAGCCAUAACCCUCCGGGCUCUACUGUUUGUAGUCGGUGUGGGGGACGUGUGAUGAAUCCACCAGUAUCACCUGAGGCCCCUUUCAAUCCGAAUGGCUCUUCCCAUGGGAAUGGAGCCUCAUUACAGCACGAAACAAUCACAGGACGCAGUUAUCCGUGCCGGGCUAAAGACUCGGGCCGACCCUCGAACCCUAUCAAGAUGGGGAGCAAUGGGGAGUCUCUCCCGCCACGCAACGCCGAUGGGAAGAGACUAAGCCCAGAUGGCUCAUACCCAAUAUCAUCAUAUACAACUCGCCCAGAGGCGCCGGGCUCCCGUGGAUCAUUCCACAUGUUGCAGCCUCCACGGCCGUACCGGAGUGUUCAGGAGUACCCCCAACCCGACCCCAGUCUGAAGCUCCCACCGCUACAGACAACUGCACCUGUCUCCAGCUCUGCGACUCCAGUGACUCAAUAUGGUCAGGAAGGCUCCAGUUUGGAGGCUACAGUGAUGACUAUCCCAUUCCUUAACAAGAUCAAGGUACUCGCUAAGAUCUCGCCACCGCUCCUCCCUUCUUUUCGUGAUGGAGCCUCACGAAGACGAGGAGCUGUGAUAUCAGUUGACGGCCAAGAUCCUGUCGCUGUGAAGUCAGUAAUUGACUUUCUGAACAACACUUUAGAGAAAGAAGGAAAAUACCACACUCACAUUUUUGAAGGACCCGAUAUCCGUCUACGAGAAGGUUACUCUGAGUCUGGCCAGAUGGGUGAUGCUACUGUUGAUUAUCUGAACACUAUCUCAGCCUGGCACCGCAUUUCAGAUGAAAUCGUGGGCUUCGUCAAGCCCUUGUAUGGGUCGUUGGAACCGAAAUCUGUGGAUGACGACAACUCAACACCAGGAGCGUCGCCCAAAGGCUCUAUUUCUAAAGGAGCCGAAAUACAUAUCAGUUCACCUGCACAGUCGAGUGAGAAUGGAUCUGUAUCGUAUUCAUCGUCCUCAGGAUCAGCACCCUCUACUGUACCUGUGGCCCUGGUUCCUAGGUACCAGCUUACCACAGCCGACGCCUUCGCUUGCUCCGUGCCUAUCGGAGACUCUUACGCGCCACUGGAUCAUUGGCAGUGGAUGGCAUCUCUCUGGCGUGCCUGUGUAGGCCCAGAUAUCACAGUGUAUGUUCGGGAAUGUGAGAAAGACGAAUUAGAUCGAUUUGGGGGGAACCCCGUUGAAGUUCGCUUGCAUGAUGCGCGAACUAUAGUGGUACGGAGGGCAGCUGGUUCUCCGAGGGAACUAGAAGAGAAGACUUUGAAACGCGUGGGAUUUGAAAUUGAGGACUACCUCACCCAAUGA
Aspergillus bombycis is the source of this 2004-nucleotide messenger RNA. Its product is annotated as putative HMG box transcriptional regulator. Gene Ontology annotation, biological process: negative regulation of transcription by RNA polymerase II; cell differentiation; anatomical structure morphogenesis. Lineage: Eukaryota; Fungi; Ascomycota; Eurotiomycetes; Eurotiales; Aspergillaceae. Bases 1 to 2004 code for a protein of 667 amino acids. The record is from RefSeq and is a predicted model, not a curated record. The transcript has 4 exons. Gene Ontology annotation, molecular function: DNA-binding transcription factor activity, RNA polymerase II-specific; RNA polymerase II cis-regulatory region sequence-specific DNA binding.